UACCUGGUUGGUUUUCUGAUCUAGUAACAAUAACGCUAACUCAUAUUAAACACUUAUAUUUAGUGUUGCAAAACAUCUUUGCUUUCUGCCAAUAUGAAUAUUUCCGAAUCUAUAACUGACAAAGUACUCUCUAUCUCUUUCCUAGUUUUUAAUGACAGCUACCGUUAGCAGUAGAUUUUUUCUUUACAUUUACUGUAUGUAACUUUCUCAACCACGGAGUACUACCUCACAGCAGGCAUCUAUGGACACUGAAAAGUAUCGAAAUUUGGUAAGCAGGAUGGCCCAGUCGUCAGACAAUAAGGCUCUGGUCCUGGGUGUGUUGGCUGGUGCAGCCGGCCUCAGCCUUGGCGCUGUGGUGUUCUACAACCGCCGGAGGGCCGUGCCACACCGGGGGCAAAGUAUGCCCAGUGAGCUGUACCACAGCAGUAAUGACCAGCGAGCGGCUGGAGCCAGUAUUGGGCCUGGGCGAAUGUCUGGUCAGUCUGAGGUUCUAGAUCGUCUCGGAGCCUUGAUCCAGUGUGUGUCAGAACUCAAAGAUGAGGUACGGGCUCUAAAGAGCGCCAUCCCAAAACUACAUGACCAUGUAAGGGACGAGCUGAGGGGACGCGGCAGCGUGGCUGAGGGGAAGGUGGCUCGCAUCAGGGCAGGCCCACCAAGCCGGGCGGUACCUACACGCAAGAGGAGAGCAGCGGGAGGGGGAUCCAGAGCUGGACGCCAAAGCUCAGAGGAGGGGGCUGAGAGUGAAGGAGGGUACAUAACUGCAUUUACAGACACUGAGGAUGAAGAGCAGAGUGAAGACGAGGACAUUGAGGAGGAAGUGACGGUGGUUGAACCUCUGGAUGAGUUAUCCACCCUCCUGGAGAGGGUGGAUGCUCUACACAGUGGCACCGAUGGAGAUAAGAGGGAGUGCCUCCGCAUCCUGCUGGAUAAGAGACAGGAGUUUGGACAGAACACAGCUUUCUUAUGGCGACUUGUUCGGGCCUACGUGGAUGUUCACGAUAUCACUACCAACCUAGAGCAGAAGAAAAGUCAUGCAGAGACUGGGAAGAAAGUUGGAGAGGAAGCAGUAACCCUGGACCCAAUGUGUGCUGAUAGUCAUCAGUGGUUUGCCAUAAUAUGUGGGAUCAUGACGGAGUACGAGACUGUGCAAAACAGGAUUAAAAAUGGCUACAUCUUCAAAGAUCAUCUGGACAAGGCCAUCGAGCUGAAACCACAGGAUCCUCUGUCGUACUACCUGCUGGGCCGCUGGUGCUAUGCUGUGGCUCAGUUGUCAUGGAUUGAGAGGAAAAUCGCUGCAACAUUGUUUGGAGAGCCUCCAAGUGCCACAAUCCAAGAUGCUCUGAAGAACUUCCUCAAGGUGGAGGAGAUCCGCCCCAAGUACUCAAAAUUAAAUUAUGUAUUUUUAGCUAAGUGCUACAGAGACUUGGGACAGAAAGGUCAGGCCAGGAAGAUGUGUGACGCUGCUUCUUCCAUGGAAACUGUUUCCAAAGAAGAUGAGGAGGCCCAGAAUGAGCUGGACUCCCUUGUCCCCACACUAAGUGUUUAUUGAGGACAUUGUGGAAUGGAAGCCAAUCCAUGUCUUUCUUCAUUACUGUUGGGACUGUACCUUCAAUGGAAACACUGACAGUCUGAAAUACCUGAUCCACAUAGGUACUUACUGAAAUUGGAGAUGAAUGAAUUGGCUGUGCCUUCUAGGCAAGAGUUUUCUUGAGAACAGCGUUUUCACAUAUCAUAAUGUCUUAUGAUAACAGAUAUCUUGGUGUUUUGACAUCUGUUUACAAGGAGGCACAAAUUGUAUUCUUCAUUUCUUAUGUUUGAUGUAAGUCAAUCAGUGGUCUUGGUCCCGAUGGGAUAUAUCUUUUUCACCACCUCACAUUGACACAGUUUUUGGGGACCUAUAAAAUAAAUUGUGUAAAUAUUUUAAUAAUUGUACUAACCAUGAUGUCCUUUCCAAAAAUUAGAAUGAUCUCCUGUAUCAACCCAUACUAUAUCAAUGAUUAAUCUUGGUUAAUUCCUUACCCCCUGGUGUAGUUUAGCUAGCCUAAAAGCUGCACCAGUGAAACUUUGUCAUAAGAAACUUUUUAGUUUCCCAGCUUAUAAAUACCUGAAGGUGUUUUAUGAAGGUGUUCCAUAGGUGAGAUUCUUCCCUUCUACCAUUCAUGUCCUCUUUUUGUUUUGUCUGGCUCAGUGCAUUCAGGUGAAAAUAACAACCACUUCAAACAUGAGAGCAACCCAAAUACAACUAUCUCUUGUACUGUGA
Esox lucius (northern pike) is the source of this 2260-nucleotide messenger RNA. Its product is annotated as regulator of microtubule dynamics protein 2. Bases 242 to 1549 code for a protein of 435 amino acids. Lineage: Eukaryota; Metazoa; Chordata; Actinopteri; Esociformes; Esocidae. Gene Ontology annotation, cellular component: spindle microtubule; mitotic spindle pole; cytoplasm. The transcript has 11 exons. Gene Ontology annotation, molecular function: microtubule binding. The record is from RefSeq and is a predicted model, not a curated record.